CUCUCUCUCUUGCCUGUCUGCCUGACUCAGAAGUGAGGACUUACUGGGCAGUCGCUUCAGCUGUACUGGGGGCUUCCAAGAUACCUCACCUUAUUAUCUGCCCUGUGGUUUCUGGGAAGUGCACUGUAAAGAUGUCCUGGAGACAAGUCAUCCUCCUGUCAUCUCUCUCGGCCCUGGUGCUCCUGUGUAUGCUACAAGAGGGGACCAGCGCUUCUGUGGGCAGCAGACAGGCGGCUGGAGAGGAGGUGCAGGAAGGUAUGAAACAGAAGAUUUUCAUGCAAGAAUCCGAUGCCUCGAAUUUCCUCAAGAGGCGUGGCAAGCGGUCUCCCAAGUCCCGAGAUGAAGUCACUGCGGAAAACAGACAGAAGCUUCGGGACGAUGAGCUUCGGAGGGAGUAUUAUGAGGAGCAAAGGAAUGAGUUCGAGAACUUCGUGGAGGAACAGAGAGAUGAGCAGGAAGAAAGGACCAGGGAGGCGGUGGAGCAAUGGCGGCAGUGGCACUAUGAUGGCCUGUAUCCUUCCUACCUCUACAACCGCCAAAACAUAUGACCUCACCCUCAAGCAACUGGGGAAGAGAAGCAUAGACACGCCUCCCGCCUCUCUGCAGACAGACCCAUAAGGUGAAGCUCCCUCGAGGCCCUCGCCACCAGUUGCAGGAAACACACCUUUGUUCUGACGCCUUUUGAGGCCUGGUUUUCCCUUCUUUCCGGAUGUUUGCUUUGUCUUGUUUUUGAGUGAGCGACCGCCUGUGGUUCUUCCCAGCGUCAGAUCUACACCUUGCCCGCUUGCUUAGCCACCAGAAACAGAGUUAGAAUGCCUGUCUGAUGGGACACUUGGAGGAUCGAAGCAUAAAGAUUUUAAGCUUGCUUGUGGCCUAUUAAUAAAAGUGCUGACUCGA
Rattus norvegicus (Norway rat) is the source of this 897-nucleotide messenger RNA. RefSeq names its product upper zone of growth plate and cartilage matrix associated (gene Ucma). Gene Ontology annotation, biological process: negative regulation of SMAD protein signal transduction; regulation of osteoblast differentiation. The transcript is spliced from 5 exons. Gene Ontology annotation, cellular component: cytoplasm. Gene Ontology annotation, molecular function: BMP binding. Bases 132 to 548 code for a protein of 138 amino acids. The record is from RefSeq and is marked validated. Lineage: Eukaryota; Metazoa; Chordata; Mammalia; Rodentia; Muridae.